CUCUCUCGCUCUCUCUCUCUCUUUCUCUCUCUCGUUUAAACCCUUCCCUCCCUCAAUCUCAAACUCCCUUCCAAAACUUCUCUCUCUCUCUCUCUCUCUCUCUCUCUCUCUCACAGCAAAGGCCAUGAGAACCCCACUUCUUGAAACACCAACAAAAGAAGAAGAAGAGAAAGAAGACAAAGAAAAGAUGAAAACCGCUAGUGGUUUUCAAAACCACCUCGGGCCGAAAACCAGAGAGACAGAGCUGAGGCUUGGGUUCUCUUCCAAUGGUUUUGAAGACAUGGGUAGUGUGGAGGACGGCAGCCAGAAGCUUUCUGGGUUCGUUAUGAAACAGAGGAAUAGCGGUUUUGGAGCCAAAAGGUGGUUUUCAGAAACCGAAGGUGGUUUUUCGAACCCAUGGAAGCAAGAAAAGGUGGUUUACGAUCAAACCCACCAGCAAAGGAGGAUCGAUUCUUCUCCCGCGCCGAGAGCUCCCCCAGUAGUAGGCUGGCCCCCGGUCCGCGCGUUCCGGAAGAACUUAGCUUCACAGCCAAAGCCAGGAGAGAUGGAGUCAAAAGCUGCUGCAGCUGCUACUUCAGCAGAGGCGCCGAAGGCGGUGGAGGAGUCGAUGUUCGUGAAGGUCAAUAUGGAAGGGUAUGCAGUCGGGCGGAAGAUCAAUUUGAAGGCCCAUGAGAGCUACGAGUCGCUCUCCCGCGCUCUUCAGAAGAUGUUCAACAACUUCUUUUCGAUUAAUUACUUCAAGAAGAAGGAACAGGGCGAAGAAGAUGAGUUAGUAAAUUCUGACCAUGUCCUUAUUUAUGAAGACAAUGAAGGAGAUCGGAUGCUUGUAGGCGACGUGCCAUGGGAGAUGUUCAUCAGCACCGUCAAAAGGCUAUAUAUAAUUAGUGGGUCCAGAGCACCAUCACUCGUGGCUGGAAGAGCAGCAGUGAAAGAUCAGCAGUGAGUAGAUUCCAGACUCUGCAUUGCAAUCACUGAGCUGAAGCAGUGGAUAACAAGAUGCAUGACUAUUAGAUAUAUCUGUCGUCCUCUUUCUUUUUGUGAUCUGUGCUGCUUUAGGUUGCUUAGGAGGCUUUGAUUCCGUCAUUUUUCAGUGUUUUCCAAUGUUCUCCGGUUAUUCGGGUUUCUGGGUUCCGAGACAUUGGAUUCAGUCAUAUAAUAAUACUAACUGUGAUUAUAGAUCAUGGGUUUUCUUAAUUAAAGUUAAAGUGUGUCGUGAUGGUCUCUGUUUAUGUAUGUACGUAUCAUCGACUGCAAUUUAAGUGGGCCAUGUAUUGUUUGAUCCCUGCCCUUUAUAUA
Magnolia sinica is the source of this 1296-nucleotide messenger RNA. RefSeq names its product auxin-responsive protein IAA25-like. Gene Ontology annotation, biological process: regulation of DNA-templated transcription. NCBI's taxonomy places the organism in Eukaryota, Viridiplantae, Streptophyta, Magnoliopsida, Magnoliales, Magnoliaceae. Gene Ontology annotation, cellular component: nucleus. The transcript is spliced from 5 exons. Bases 125 to 943 code for a protein of 272 amino acids. Gene Ontology annotation, molecular function: protein binding. The record is from RefSeq and is a predicted model, not a curated record.